Caenorhabditis bovis is the source of this 567-nucleotide messenger RNA. Lineage: Eukaryota; Metazoa; Nematoda; Chromadorea; Rhabditida; Rhabditidae. The record is from the annotation of a GenBank genome assembly.
AUGAAUCAAUCCACUGCCUCGGUGAGAUGCCUGGAAUGUGGCAAAGAUAUUACUUACAAAGGAACAACUAGCGGAUUAGUGAAACACCUAAAGUCAAAGCACGGAGCUCAAUACAUACAAACAAUGCGAAAGACUCAACGGGAUAAGGGACUAACCCUUACCCAAGAGGAUAACACACAGUCAACGGAAAUGCUGUUAGCCAAAGCAUUCUGCACCGGUCUGAUUCCAUUUCGAUUCGCCGAAAAUAAGGAAUUCAGACUUUUUUGUAAAAAGUUAAAUUCAAAUUUUCACCUUCCAUCACAAAAAGUUAUGAAGAAUCUUAUUGUGCAAAAUCAUGCCGAAUACAUUCAAAAGCUCACACAUGCAUUAAAGGAUGUUGAGAAAUAUGUGAUCAUUACUGAUGGUUACUGCGAUUUACGAGGUCUGAAAUGUAAUCUUGAUAAUUGCGUGGGUUCUGUAACUGAUGGCGCUGCCGUUCUCCGUUCUUUCGCAAAUGCGCAUUUUAUUCGAAUCACCACUGCGGAUGCCACUGCGCGAAUCUCAUUUUUGAGAAAUUUUCAAAAGUGA